Molecule: messenger RNA, 1600 nt
Organism: Coccinella septempunctata (seven-spotted ladybird)
Lineage: Eukaryota; Metazoa; Arthropoda; Insecta; Coleoptera; Coccinellidae
Exons: 5
Coding region: 309-1172 (287 amino acids)
Source: RefSeq, a predicted model, not a curated record
AAAAUUUCGAAACUAUAUCAGGCACACGCUUGACCCAAAAAGUGUCCAACGGCCGGCAUCACAGACGACGAGGGCACCGUGUCAAAUUAUUGCAAAUUCUGUAGUCGGUCAGUGAGUACAGCCACGGUAUCAAACCGGCCGUCCGACAAAACAUCCUGCUCCGUUUAGCCGGGAAAUAGUCUUGGUUUGAAAGUUAUCGAGUUUUUGGGUUUUUUCUUGUGGAAGAAAACUUUGAUACGCAUUUUAUUUCUAUGUGAUAUGUGGACGUACAUAGGAAUAAUUUAAGUGCUAAAGUUAGAAAAAACAGAAUGAAUAAAUUCUUCUAUCAGAUAAAAUGGUAUCCAAGAAACAAAGGACCGAUACUGGUACUGCUGCUUUCCCUGAUGGUUACGUCGAAUCUGUCCAAAGAAAAAUCGUAUUCCAGGCAGAAACGUUUUCUCUGGAUAACAGAAGAUGGGAGGUUGGCUCUUCCCCCCGGUACCACUUUAGUGAUGACUCCGUCAUUGUCGCUUCCUUUCGUGAGGUAUCCUCCAGAUGGCUUCUUUUCGAACAUGACUAUCAGCCUUCCUUUCACGAUCGAUUUCAACAAACUGGGACUGACAGAUAAUGAGAACCCUUACGGCGUACUCCCCCCUCUCUUGGCCAGAUCAAUGGGUAGGGCAGCAGGCAACCUUCUUGGAGAUUACAUUGGGCGCUUUCUGCACCAUCGAAGGACCAAGCGGGGCUUGAAAGCAGACCCUCCAAAACUGCCUAGGGAACAUCAGAACACCUUUCAUGGGGGCGAGAGAGCCCUACUUUAUUUUCUAGUCGAAGAUUUCUUGGAAAAUUUCGGAAUGAACGGAAAAGCAUGUCUGCUGAGGGCUAUUUGCGAAGUUCAAGCAUAUCAGCUCAAUAAUUUGGGAUUGCUGGGGGAGAUGCUGAAACUAUUCUUGACGGCCAGUAAGUCACCGUUUGCAGAUAUACUAACAGAAUACGUCGAGGCGGAAAACAUUGGCAAGGGGAAGAUUGGUAGUCCAUCGGAAUGCUGGCCAUAUAUGAAAGAUUGCCCAAAAUCUCUAUUCGUCUCAUCUAGGCACAACUAUUACAGUGGAAACGAGGAGGACAACACGAUAACAGAAGAUUAUGAUAAAAACCAAAAGGUUACCUACAACCCAUCGCUCAAAAACAUGUAAUUUGCUCAAGAGGAAAGUCAGAGAAGAAGAAACAGGUGCAUGUGAUUAUCACUAAGUCAUAAAAAACAGGCAUAAAUGGAACAUGAAAUAAUCAAUGUACAUAUAAAUUUUACAAAUGUAGCAUCAAUUAGAUUCUAUUUCUGUAUUUAUCUAAUCAUAUAUUUAUUUAUGUGUGUAAAUAUUAUCUGUAUAUAUCUAUAUAUUUUUGUAAUUAGGAAAUAAUUGAAAAUUAUAAAUUCAUUGAUUAUUAUAUAAGUAAAAUUCAGAAAUUGAAAAAAUUGUAAUGAUUUAUUAUCCUUUGAUUUUUCAAUCAAAGAAACAUUUGAUAAGAAAUAUUAUAACCACUAUAUAUGCGUGAGGCAUGAAGUGAACUGCAAACUGCGGACAAGAUGAAGAAUAAUAAAGAUACCUCUAUAUAAUAAAAUAUG